Messenger RNA from Betta splendens (Siamese fighting fish), 730 nucleotides. RefSeq names its product mediator complex subunit 28 (gene med28). The transcript has 4 exons. Gene Ontology annotation, cellular component: mediator complex. NCBI's taxonomy places the organism in Eukaryota, Metazoa, Chordata, Actinopteri, Anabantiformes, Osphronemidae. The record is from RefSeq and is a predicted model, not a curated record. Bases 5 to 583 code for a protein of 192 amino acids.
GCGCAUGCGCAGACAGGCACGUAGAAACUCUCGGUUCAAGAUGGCGUCGUCUAUGGGUGGCAUGUUUCCCGGUCAACAGCCGCCCGCUUCUCAUCCUGUUGGUGGUCCCGGUGGUCCGGGUCAGCCGGGCUUCCCUGGUACCGCUACGAGAACCCAGGGGAACAACACGUUGGUGGACGAACUGGAAGCUUCCUUUGAGGCGUGUUUCUCAUCCCUUGUAAGUCAAGACUAUGUAAAUGGAACAGACCAAGAGGAGAUACGAACUGGUGUUGACCAGUGCAUACAGAAGUUCCUGGAUGUGGCUCGACAGACCGAGUGCUUCUUUCUGCAGAAAAGGCUCCAGUUAUCUGUGCAGAAACCAGAGCAGGUGGUAAAGGAGGAUGUGUCAGAGUUACGAAAUGAGCUACAGAGGAAAGAAAUGCUGGUCCAGAAACACCUGUCUAAACUUCACCACUGGCAACAAGUACUUGAGGAUGUGAGCAGUCAGCAUCGGAAACCCUCCGAGUUCCCCCCUCCAGGACCGCUGGCCUUUCUGGAACAGGCCUCCGCUAGCUUACCCCCUGCUCCUUUAAAACCAAACUAACACGAACAUACUGCGGUCACCGUGUGAGGAAAGUGGAGUUUUUGGGGGCAACAGGAUACUGUGUUUUGUCAUCUCACCACUUUGAGCUGUGUACUGUAAAUAUUUGUUAAUAAUCUUUUUACUGUAAAAUAAAAUACAUUGUGAUUA